Molecule: messenger RNA, 1464 nt
Organism: Gasterosteus aculeatus aculeatus (three-spined stickleback)
Lineage: Eukaryota; Metazoa; Chordata; Actinopteri; Perciformes; Gasterosteidae
Source: RefSeq, a predicted model, not a curated record
UGCGAUUGGCUGAGUCGGCCUCAUGAUAACCUGGGUGGACGUCCUGGCUGAGUUCUGUCGCCCGGCGUUUCUCUGGAGGGAAGCUGGAAAGACUUUGGCGAGCUUUGGAGACCGUUGAACUUUCUAUAACUGGGACUCUAACUCCGUCCCCAGAUGACGGAAGUAGUAGAGGAGUAUGAGGAGUAUGAGGAGUUUGAGGAGGAGGAGAUCGUGGAGGAGAUCACAACGACGACCAAGCACGAGGGCUCUCAGGCCUUCCAGGCCGGCCUGCCCAGCAGGAAGGUCAGGAAGAAGGUCAAGGUGGACACCUCCAAGUUCAUGACCCCGUACCUGGCUCACAGCCAGAAGAUGAUGGAGCAGUACAGUCACAACAAAUACCGCCAUGCGUACGACGUGUCCAGAGGGACGCCUCCCGCCAUCAUCACCGACUCCCCGGAGAUGAUUCGCAUCAGGAAGGCCCAGGAGCAGCUCAGCGAGGUGAAGUACCGCAUGGAGGGGAACAAGGCUCGGACCACCAGCCUGUACGACGGAGAGGCGCGUGAGGUCGCUCACGUGAAGCGCGUCUCCGAGCUGAUCAGCAAGGUCCUGUACAGACAGAAGUGGGACGAGACGAAGGACCGGUACCUGCUGCCUCCCGAUGCUCCCGAGCUGGUUCUGGCCGUGAAGAAUGCUGCGAACUACAGCAAGAAACUCUACACGGAGGACUGGGACGAGGAGAAGACGGCGUUCUACCCGUACAGCGACAGCCCCGAGCUGCGCCGGGUGGCCCGAGCCCAGGAGGUCCUGAGCGAUAUUCGUUACAAGAAGGGUCAUGACCUGCGCAAGGCGAAGUACACCUCGCUGGCCGACCCCCCUGAGAUGGAGCUGGCCCGGAGAGUGAGCCGCCAGCGCAGUGAUCUUAAAUACAAGGAAGAUUACAACAAGAACGUGAAGGGCCAGUGGUGCGAGACGCCAUACUUCGACGUGGCCACGGCCCGGGUGGCCAUGGAGAACUUCAGCAGCAAAAGGUAUACGCAGGACUACGAGGACAACAAAGACCAAAUCUACUUCAUGCAGACAGACACGCCGGUCUACGACGCCAACAAGAAGGCCCGCAUCGCCGCCAGCGAGGUGAUCGACCUCCGAAGAACAACUCUCAGACUCAAGAUCCGAGAAGGCCUGGAAAGAGUCACUGACCUGCAGAAAGUUGCAGCAAACCAAAAGCGCCAGAUCAUCAAGCUCUGCGAGGAGAAGGACGCAUGGCGGGAAGACAGGGAACCCUCCCUCACCAAGUUGUCUGGAGAACCUUCAAGAGAACGAGAUGAACAGAGCUCAGCGGACCAUCGACAAGCGCAAAACAUUUCCAGCCUGAAGGAGAGUCUCCUCCAGAAGAUGGUCAAAGAACAUGAGGCAGAAAUGGCCAAGGCUCAGCAGACCACCGAGAGACACAAGGGCCUGAAAUCUCCAGUCUGUCACGGUGGUUAA